AGACUAGAUUCACUCAUCAACAACUCGAGGCAGCAACAAAAAAAGACUUGGAUUUCUGCUAGGCAGCAAAGAAUUGAAAACGUAUAAUACCUUUCUCCGCGGUAGAUAUUUUACACACCGGAUUUGGAACACAACAACUCCCGAGAUGCAGUCCGCCGACCCCGAGCACUUUUUUGAGACCGACGCAGCCCAGGAGAAGAGGCACCGGCGGGCAGCCAAAGCCGGGAACAAAUAUGGCAACCCAAUCUCCCUAAAAUCCAAGAUUUUGGCCGCCGUGCCUGACCCUAGAUCCCCUUCAUCCGCACUCCUCGUUGCUGAGUCGGCUGGCGCUGUGCGCCUGGUCAAGCUCAAUGAGCCCGAGGACACCAAGACGGCUUACCGUGGCCCAACCGCCCCAGUCUGCUCCGUCGCUGUUGGCGGCCCCCACGCCGGGACUCUCUUCGCCGGCUCGUGGGACAAGAACGUCUGGUCUUGGGAUCUCGCCUCCAAGGCUCCCGGGCGUAAAUAUGUCGGCCACACAGACUUUGUCAAAGCCGUCGUCUGUGCGACUGUCGGAGGCAAGCACAUCCUGAUCAGCGGUGGCGCCGACAAGAAGAUCAUGGUUUGGGACAUUUCCACGGGAGUCAGGUUGCAUACGCUGCAGGACGGCGCGGUAAACAUGCUCAGCAUCCAGGACCUGGUCGUCGACCAUGCGUCUUCCACCGAAAGUGAGGUUAGCGUCAUCAGCGCCAGCAGCGACCCGCACAUUCGCCGGUGGAAGAUACGGCUCGACGGGUGGGAGCAGGUCGUUGAAACGUCUCCCGACGCGCCGGGCACGGACCGUCGGACUAUUCUUGAACACGAGACGACCGUCUACAAACUCGUGCUCGACCACGACAGCGACGAAGUUGACCUCUGGACUUCGAGCGGCGACGGUACGACAAAGUGCCUGUCGCGGAUGAGGAACUUCACCUGCGAGGACACCUUCCACCACGGAGACCACGUGCGCGCCGUGGCGGUCACGGAAAAAUGGGUGAUCACAGCGGGCCGGGACGAGGACAUCAAGUUCUGGGACCGCACCUCGGGCAAGCUUCAUUGCUCCCUUGUGGGACACUACGACGAGGUCACAGAACUGGUCGUGCUCAGGGGCCCGGGCGGGUCGGGCGACCGGGUCUGCAGCGUGAGCAUUGACGGCACGGUCCGGACAUGGCCUCUGGAGAAGGCCGGCUUAGACGCCGCCCUCGAGGAGCAGGAGAAACCCGCGGGGGAGGAUAAAAAGGAGGUCGGUGGUGAGGACCUGCUAAGCGCUGAAGAGGAAGCCGAGCUUGCCGCACUCAUGGACGAGUAGCCCGAGGAGAUUCUUCCUCGCCGUGACUAACUUCAUCUUCGUUAACCAGCGCUGUUACACACGUGGUAUCCCAAGCGCCACCGAGCGUUGAUUCAGU
Molecule: messenger RNA, 1424 nt
Organism: Chaetomium fimeti
Lineage: Eukaryota; Fungi; Ascomycota; Sordariomycetes; Sordariales; Chaetomiaceae
Product: WD40-repeat-containing domain protein
Exons: 3
Coding region: 146-1327 (393 amino acids)
Molecular function (GO): protein binding
Source: RefSeq, a predicted model, not a curated record